This is a messenger RNA of Haliotis rubra (blacklip abalone), 1391 nucleotides long. Its product is annotated as ribonuclease Oy-like. The transcript has 11 exons. Gene Ontology annotation, biological process: RNA catabolic process. Gene Ontology annotation, molecular function: RNA binding; ribonuclease T2 activity. The record is from RefSeq and is a predicted model, not a curated record. The coding region runs from base 290 to 1021 and encodes 243 amino acids. Lineage: Eukaryota; Metazoa; Mollusca; Gastropoda; Lepetellida; Haliotidae. Gene Ontology annotation, cellular component: extracellular region.
GAUCAAUUAUCAGAGUUGUGAUAGGCACUUCAUCUGACUUCACCUGACAGUUGCAAGUCUGGACCUCACUGGACCUCACUGGACCACAGACCUGUCCAGCAGCAAGUCUUCAGAGGGACAACCCAUUUACAUAUGAAUUCAACUGAUAGCGGAAGUAAGUAGUGGAGGGAUGACGGAACUGCCAAGGCGUUUUCAUAUGCAGCACGUGGUCCAGCAAGUAAGUCCAGCAGCACACCCGUGAAGCAAGCCCGGUAGCACACCCGUCAAGCAGCAAGUUGAGCUGAACAAAAUGCCUGUUCGGGGAGUUGUCAUCGUCCUAUUUCUUGCCUUGAUGAACACGGCCAUCACUGGGGACAAGAAUUGGACGUUUUUGGUCUUUGCGCAACAUUGGCCACCAUCUCUUUGCAAUGAUGCAUCACAAAUGAACCACACGUGUAAAGGCCUUCCCAAACCAGUGAAAACAUGGACGGUGCACGGCCUGUGGCCAACAAACAUAGGUGAACCAAGAGUCGAAAACUGCAACGGCAGUUGGCAUUUUAAUUGGACCAAAAUCAAGCCUCUCCAAAAACAACUAGAGACAGGCUGGCCCAACCUGUUUGUGGACACGAACUUCACCUGGCUCUGGAAACAUGAAUGGACAGCCCACGGUACAUGCGCAGCAAGCCUGGAAGCCACGAACAACGAGUUUCGGUACUUUCAAAAGGUUCUGAGUCUCAACAGUGUAACUGCAUUUAAUCCCGAAAAGGCGCUUGAGAAUUUUGGAAUCACUCCAUCAUGUACAAAGGCAUACUCCGUCAAAGCCAUACAAAAGGCUCUCAUGGAGUACUUCCGGUUGGACACUCCCCUGAAGAUAAUAUGUGCAAUGCAGAGAGUAACUGGUCGCACUAUGUUGAUGGAGAUUCACAUGGCGUUGUCCAAAACGUUCAACGUGACAAAAAUGCCGAGCAAUUCCACAAGCUGCUGCACGCCCGCCGACCAAAUCUACAUCUUCCCAAUCAGCGACAUGCAUUGUUUUCAGUAGAGGCUGCUUGUUUCAAAAUAACUGAAGUGAAAGCAUUACGAGAAUACACCACUAUACACAAUGUACGGAAAGAAAAACAAUAAGGUUUAAACUAUAGAAGAAAAUAAACAAUACAAGUAAGCAUGUGUCGGAGUGUAGGUUCCAUAUGAACAGAACUGACGGUCGAAGACGUGUCUACCGACGGCGUGGGGGCGGACGGCACGUUGUUGCAUUCAGGAAACGGAACCAUAUGGUGGAGGGAGUGUGACGGUUUGGGGUGACAUUUGCGGGAACACCAAGACCGACCUCGUUAUCAUCAAUGGCAACCUGACAGCCCUGACAGACAUGCUUUACAUACACCUUCGUUAUGCAAAUUAAAUGUUCAUAUCUA